CUAGAGCAGAGCAGCAGCUUCUUGCAAAUAAGGGCACAGAGUUAAUUAAAUGGUGCACAACUUGAUUAAUCAGAGGGUGUUAGUGUUUGCACGACAGACGCAAUGUUUAACCUGCUCUAGCAGAAGCACCAAGGGCUUUAUAAAGAAGGACCUACUGUUGAUUCUCUACAUACUGUACAAGAACAUGGACUGUUUCUAUGGAGAACAAUUUUGAGUUUUAAAAGAAUUCUGAACAGAUGGAGACAAACAAUUCUGGAGUCAACUGCUCCCAAAGAAGAGAGAGACUAAUAAAGCUUCCCAUUCUACCUUCCAUGGAACUUUUCCAGACAAUUGUAUACAUUCCUACAUUUAUCCUUGGAGUUCUGUUUAAUGGAAUGGCGAUAUGGUUCGCUUUACGGAAGAUCAGAAAGUUAACAGAGCCUGUAAUCUACAUGGUGUCACUUAUGGUUUUAGAUCUCUUUGUACUCUUUGCCAUUCCCUUUAGGAUAAUUUCCUAUGAUAGUAGAAAGUGGGAUCUUGGGCAAACCUUUUGUUCAUUCCUGGAAAGCCUAUACUUUGUGAACAUGUAUGGGAGUAUUCUCAUCUCAUUGUGCAUAUGUGUGGAUAGAUACAUUGCUAUCCUGCACCCUUUUGCAGCGGUGAUCUUGAGAUCUCCCAGAAAAGCUGCUAUAACUUGUGUGAUUAUUUCAGCAGGAGUCUGGGCUGGGACAGCAUGUACCUUCCAAUUCCAUAACAAGGAUACUCCCCCAGUUUGUUUCCAUGGCUUUUCUGAAGCUACUUGGGAAAAUGUAAUCUUGCUCGUCGUUUUGGAGACAGUCUUACUAAGCAGCACAAUCACUGUAAUCUUUUGUUCAGUUCGGAUCAUUGUAUGUCUACGGAGGAGCCAAAAGCCAGACAGUCCUUUCACAAUCAAAAGCAAGUCGCUGAAAAUAAUUGUUGCAAAUCUCAUUAUAUUCCUAAUCUGCUUUGUUCCUUAUCACCUGGCUCUGGUAUUGUACUAUCUUGUGAUGAAUUGUAUUCUAAAUGAUCCUCAUGAAGCCAUUCUCACAUUUCUUCAGGUAACCCUGACCUGUGCUAACCUCAACUGCUUUCUAGAUGGAUUCUGCUUUUAUUUUGUCUUCAAGGAGUCUGUAAAGCUGGCUUCGGUUGAGAGUAAUACAAUUAAUUAA
Messenger RNA from Anolis sagrei ordinatus, 1169 nucleotides. RefSeq names its product G-protein coupled receptor 55-like. Gene Ontology annotation, molecular function: G protein-coupled receptor activity. The record is from RefSeq and is a predicted model, not a curated record. NCBI's taxonomy places the organism in Eukaryota, Metazoa, Chordata, Lepidosauria, Squamata, Anolidae. Gene Ontology annotation, biological process: phospholipase C-activating G protein-coupled receptor signaling pathway; positive regulation of Rho protein signal transduction. Gene Ontology annotation, cellular component: plasma membrane.